UCCACGAUCCGGGACGUCAUCAUCAAAUACCCUCGAACCUCCGCCUCUGAGUGCCAUCCAUCACACAUCACAUCCACAACCAUGGCGUUCCUCUUACGGCGGCCCUUCGCCAUUCCAGCGACCAUCAAGCAGUCCGUAACACGGACUUCACAGCUCUCAGUGCGCGCCUUCCACAAUACGCCACUGAAGCAGCAUCCGCACUUCUUCAAGUCGAAAGCACCCACUCUCACCACCGCCACAAAUGUCUCCAAGUUCCAGUCGACCUUCCGCCGCUCGUACCAGCAGGCUGCAUACAACAACCCUCUCGCGCAGGGCGAUGCGCGACAACGUCUCCUCUAUGGUGCUGGUAUCUUCGGCGCGACCCUGCUAGGCAUCAACCUGAUCUUCAACCGCGAGACACGAGAGGAUGGCGGCAUGCCGCCCUUCGAGCGCGCCUACCUCAACGACACAUUCAUGCACACUGGUCUCGGCGUCGGUAUGAUCGGUGUCGCUGCGCGCGCUAUGCACAUGAACGGCUGGUCUUUCAGGCUCAUGGCUGCUAACCCAUGGCUGGUCAUGGGUGUCGGUCUUGUUGCUAGCAUUGGAACCAUGUACGGCACUAUGGCUACCAACCCUCAGAACUACCUGCAAAAGUACGCCCUGUGGUCCGCCUUCAACGUCACUCAGGCCGCCCUCCUCGCACCCCUCUUCUUCAUGCACCCCGCCAUCCUCGCACGCGCCGGUCUCUACACUGCUGGUCUGAUGGGCUCGCUCGCUUUCGUCGGCGCCACCGCAAAGACAGACAAGUACAUGUACCUCGGUGGACCCCUCCUCGCUGGUGUCGCCAUUGUCGCUCUGUCCGGUCUCGCACCCAUGGUCAUCCCCGCUACCGCUGCACGCACACUGAUGUGGACUGAGAACAUCUGGCUCUAUGGUGGUCUUGCUGUCUUCGGUGGCUUCACCCUGUACGAUGUCCAGAAGGUGCUGCACCAUGCCCGCAUGGCUGAGCAGGGCUUGAUGGCCAAGGACCCAGUCAACGAGUCUAUCCACCUUGAGUUGGACUUCAUCAACAUCUUCGUCAGGAUGGUCCAGAUCUUGGCCAUGAGCCAGAACAGGAGGAAGUAAGCGGUUUGCUGUAGUCGCCAGAACCCGGUCCGGAAGAUUGUAGGAUACAUCGACAUCAUUUCAGGCUGCUCAUGAUGCAUCCGUAAGUGCACACACUUUAGUCAAUAGUUUCAGCGGCUUGUAGUUACAAGCGCAGAAUGUACAAUACUCAAAUUCAUUCAAAUUUACAACGUAGUGAUACGCACUUCGUCGCCACAAUUCAC
Molecule: messenger RNA, 1307 nt
Organism: Macroventuria anomochaeta
Lineage: Eukaryota; Fungi; Ascomycota; Dothideomycetes; Pleosporales; Didymellaceae
Product: bax inhibitor family protein-like protein
Exons: 3
Coding region: 82-1104 (340 amino acids)
Cellular component (GO): mitochondrial inner membrane
Source: RefSeq, a predicted model, not a curated record